Neurospora tetraspora is the source of this 687-nucleotide messenger RNA. RefSeq names its product ubiquitin-conjugating enzyme/RWD-like protein. NCBI's taxonomy places the organism in Eukaryota, Fungi, Ascomycota, Sordariomycetes, Sordariales, Sordariaceae. The coding region runs from base 120 to 572 and encodes 150 amino acids. The record is from RefSeq and is a predicted model, not a curated record. Gene Ontology annotation, cellular component: nucleus. Gene Ontology annotation, biological process: DNA damage tolerance; protein K63-linked ubiquitination. The transcript has 4 exons. Gene Ontology annotation, molecular function: ubiquitin conjugating enzyme activity.
UGCCCUCCUCCCUCUCAGCCUCGGCGAGAAACAUCCGGAUUUUCCUCACAGCAACUUCUCCCGCCUGCUUGUCCAGCUUCCUGUCGCAAUAAACACCAACAGCAGUUAAUAUAAUCAGCAUGGCGCUUCCGAAGCGGAUUGUCAAAGAGACCGAAAGGCUGAUGGCCGAGCCUGUCCCCGGUAUUAGUGCUAUCCCCCACGAGGACAACCUUCGCUAUUUCGACGUCGAGAUCCACGGCCCUUCGCAAUCGCCAUAUGAGAGUGGCGUCUUCAAGCUCGAACUCUUCCUCCCCGAUGACUACCCCAUGACCCCUCCCAAGAUCCGCUUCCUUACCAAGAUCUACCACCCCAACGUCGACAAGCUGGGUCGCAUCUGCCUCGACGUCCUCAAGAACAACUGGUCCCCCGCCCUGCAAAUCCGCACUAUCCUCCUCUCCAUCCAAGCCCUCCUAGGCGCUCCCAACCCCGACGACCCGCUCGCCCCCGACGUGGCCAAGACCUGGAAGGAGAACCCCAACGUCGCCGUCGCCACCGCCCGGGAAUGGACACAGAAGUAUGCCUUGCCCCAGUAGGGUGGGAGGAGGCUGGCACCAGGGCUCAACGAAGUGCCGGGACAGGGCCUCGAGGCUAAUGCGGCGCCAACAUAUUUUGACCCAAAUGGGAACUUUGACCCAUACCAGUUCGGGC